Cyclopterus lumpus (lumpfish) is the source of this 2364-nucleotide messenger RNA. It is a transcript of the gene ampd2b, whose product is annotated as adenosine monophosphate deaminase 2b. The record is from RefSeq and is a predicted model, not a curated record. Gene Ontology annotation, biological process: IMP salvage; AMP metabolic process. Bases 62 to 2362 code for a protein of 766 amino acids. Gene Ontology annotation, molecular function: AMP deaminase activity. Lineage: Eukaryota; Metazoa; Chordata; Actinopteri; Perciformes; Cyclopteridae. The transcript is spliced from 17 exons. Gene Ontology annotation, cellular component: cytosol.
CCAGCAUUCCUUGCCUGGGAUCCCAGUGGCCGUGAAACAAUCCAUUGACCUGCGUACAUCCAUGGACGGGAAGUACAAGGAGAUUGCUGAGGAGCUGUUCUCACGCACUCUGGCAGAGAGUGAGAUGCGCAGCGCUCCUUAUGAAUUCCCAGAGGACAGCCCCAUUGAACAGCUGGAGGAGCGGCGUCAUCGACUUGAGCGACAGAUCAGCCAGGAUGUGAAGUUUGAACCCGACAUCCUUCUGCGAGCCAAACAGGAGUUCAUGAAGACUGACAGUGCCACGGAUCUUGAAUACAUGAAGGAGCAGAGCCAAGAUCCUGACAUGCAGGCGAGAGAACCGGUUCCAGAGAAAGAGUAUCAGCGAGUUGCUAUUUCUGGAGAAGAGAAAUGUGGGGUUCCUUUCACAGAUCUGUUGGAUGCAGCCAAGUGUGUGGUGAAGGCUCUGUUCAUCAGACAGAAGUAUAUGGGUCUGUCGCUGCAGAGCUUCUGCAGGACCACCACUCGCUGCCUUCAGGAGCUGAGUGAGAGACCUCUGGACUUGGACAUCUAUGAGGAGGAGAUCCCAGAGACCUCAGCCACUGCAGGUUUGUUCACAUAUGCCACAAUGCACCCACCUGCUCCUGAAAGGCAUCCCUAUGAGAACCAGGACCCUGCCAGCAUGCCCCAUGACAUGGGUUACGGCUGCAAGAUGGUGGAUGGUGUUAUGCAUGUGUACACAACGAGGAACAUUAUGGAAAAGAGCACAGAGCUGGAUCUGCCAUAUCCAGACCUGCAGGAGUAUAUCGCUGACAUGAACGUGAUGAUGGCGCUCAUCAUCAACGGACCAGUAAAGUCCUUCUGCUACCGUCGUCUGCAGUAUCUUAGCUCCAAGUUCCAGAUGCACAUUCUGCUGAAUGAGAUGAAAGAGUUGGCGGAACAGAAGAAAGUCCCACAUCGUGACUUUUACAAUAUCCGUAAGGUGGACACACACAUUCACGCUUCAUCCUGCAUGAACCAGAAGCACCUUCUGCGUUUUAUCAAAAGGGCAAUGAAGAAGUAUCCUAAGGAGAUUGUGCAUGUAGAAAGAGGUAAAGGUCAGACGCUCAUGGAGGUGUUUGAGACCAUGAACCUGACAGCGUUUGACCUGAGCGUGGACACCCUGGACAUGCACGCAGACCGUAACACUUUUCAUCGCUUUGACAAGUUCAAUGCCAAAUACAACCCCAUUGGCGAGUCCAUAUUAAGAGAGAUCUUCAUCAAAACAGACAACCACAUCGAGGGGAAAUACUUUGGCCACAUUAUUAAGGAGGUGAUGGCAGACCUGGAGGAGAGCAAAUACCAGAACGUGGAGCUCAGGUUGUCGAUCUACGGACGCUCCAGGGACGAGUGGGACAAACUGGCCCAGUGGGCUGUGACACAUCAAGUCUACUCCGGCAAUGUGCGCUGGCUUGUGCAAGUGCCAAGACUCUUUGACGUCUACCACACAAAGAAACAGCUGUGCAACUUCCAAGAGAUGCUGGAGAAUAUCUUCAUGCCUCUGUUUGAGGUUACAGUCCACCCCGGCAGCCAUCCAGAGCUGCACCUCUUCCUUCAGCACGUUGUGGGUUUUGACAGCGUGGAUGAUGAAUCGAAACCAGAGCAACACAUCUUUAACCUGGACAGUCCGCUGCCAGUCAACUGGACAGAGGAGCACAACCCGCCCUACUCCUACUACCUGUACUAUAUGUACGCAAACAUGACCGUGCUGAAUCACCUGCGCAGGCAGCGAGGGUUUGACACGCUCGUCCUACGUCCACAUUGUGGGGAGGCGGGGCCGAUCCAUCACCUGGUGUCAGGUUUCAUGCUGUCAGAGAACAUCUCCCAUGGGCUGCUGCUCAGGAAGGCUCCUGUGCUGCAGUAUCUGUACUACUUGGCCCAGAUAGGUAUCGCCAUGUCCCCUCUCAGCAAUAACAGCCUGUUCCUCAGCUACCAUCGUAACCCUUUACCAGAGUACCUGUCCAGAGGCCUCGUGGUCUCUCUGUCCACGGACGACCCUCUGCAGUUUCACUUCACCAAGGAGCCCUUGAUGGAGGAGUACAGCAUUGCUGCUCAGGUGUGGAAACUGAGCUCCUGCGACAUGUGUGAGCUGGCCAGAAACAGCGUGCUGAUGAGCGGAUUCUCUGAAAGGGUGAAGAGCUUCUGGCUCGGCCCACAUCACACCAAGGAGGGGCAGGCGAGUAAUGACAUCAGGCGCACCAACGUUCCUGACAUCCGAGUGGCAUAUCGGUAUGAGACCAUGUGUGAGGAGUUGAAUUUAAUCACGCAGGCCAUCCGCACAGAUGAGCUGGAGACCAUCGAGGAGGAGGGGAGUCUGCGCAUGGGAGCUGGGCAGGGAAAGAAGUGAAC